AUGGCGACAGCAACGGUCACCGAGUUGAUCACCAAAACUGUCAACGGCACGGCGGCGUCCAGCACCAGCACACUCAGAGCAGCUCCGCAAGGCGGUGUCUUCGAGCAUGUCAACCCGUCUCGCUUUGAUCCCAAGAAUCCUCUCAUCCUGUUCAUCAUCCAGGCUAGUAUUGUCAUCGUCCUGUGCCGGCUCAUUCACAUACCACUCGCGUAUUUGAGGCAACCUCGAGUUAUCGCCGAAGUUGUCACUGGUAUCCUAUUAGGGCCAUCAGUCUUUGGUAGGAUUCCAGGCUUCACGUCACAUAUCUUCCCCCCAGCCUCAAUGCCGGGUUUCCUCCUUGUUGCCAAUAUCGGACUGGUUUUGUUCCUAUUCCUGGUCGGCCUAGAGGUCGAUUUACGGUUCCUCCUGCGUAAUUGGCGGGUCGCAGUGAGUGUUGGGGUUGCUGGAAUGGCGCUUCCCUUUGGUUUUGGAGCCGCUAUCGCCUGGGGGUUGUACCAUGAGUUCCGGGAUGAGCCUGGCACAGCUGCUAUUAGCUUUGGAGUAUAUAUGCUCUUUAUCGGCGUGGCCAUGGCAAUCACUGCAUUCCCGGUCCUCUGUCGGAUCUUAACGUCCCUGGACUUGGUCGGGACACCUGUCGGUGUCAUUGUCCUCUCCGCUGGAAUCGGAAAUGAUGUUACGGGCUGGAUUUUGCUUGCUCUUUGUGUGGUCCUCGUGAAUUCCAGCACUGGAGUUACUGCAGUGUGGAUCCUUCUUGUCUCACUUGGAUACGUCCUUUUUUUGACCUUCCUCGUGCGACCGUGUUUCAUGUAUCUUCUUCGACGAACCGGAAGUCUGGCUAAUGGCCCCAGCCAAACCAUGGUCGCCCUGACGAUUUUACUUACUCUCGCCUCGGCUUUCUUCACCGGCAUUAUUGGGAUUCAUCCUAUUUUUGGGGCCUUUGCGAUCGGCCUGAUGUUACCUCACGAUGGAGGUUUCGCCAUUAAGCUGACAGAAAAGAUCGAGGACCUUAUCAGCGUUCUUUUUCUGCCCUUGUAUUUUGCGACGUCUGGUUUAAGUACCAAUUUAGGCCUCCUCGACAGCGGCAUUACUUGGGCCUACGUGGUGGGCAUCUGCGCAAUUGCCUUCAUUACCAAGGUGACGGGUGGAACGUUGGCAUCACGUUUAAACGGCCUCGUUUGGCGAGAAUCUUUCGCCAUUGGCUGUUUGAUGUCAUGUAAAGGCGUCGUCGAGUUGGUUGUGCUGAAUAUUGGUUUGCAGGCUAAAAUCCUCAGCACCCGGACUUUCACUAUGUUUGUCGUCAUGACACUCGUUACUACCUUUGCCACAACGCCACUGACGAUGUGGUUAUAUCCCCCUUGGUACCAGAAGAAACUGGAAAUGUGGAAGCAAGGGAAGAUCGACUGGAAUGGCAAUCCAAUUCACCACGAUGACUCCGACGACGGCGCCCGGGUAAAGGCAAAUGUCGCUCAACGAGUUCUGGUUUACCUUCGACUCGACGGCCUCGCAAGCAUAUUUACCCUGGUGUCACUCUUCGCUCAUGAUCCAGAGAGCAUCGCCUCUACAGCGCCGCCGCCUACCGAUGGUCUGGUGGGCCGAGACGAUCCUGUGGCGCAGAAUUUGCAUACUAUGGGAUCAGCUGUCGCCCUUCGCCGGCCCCUAAGUAUGCACGGCUUGCGUCUUAUGGAGCUCACCGACCGAGAAAGUAGUGUGAUGAGAGUUUCUCAGGUUGAAGAGUUCGCGCCCCGAGACCCUGUCAUCAAAACCUUUGGUGCAUUUACGCAGUCAUGCGGUAUCUCCGCCAAUGGGCAGAUUGCCGUGGUCCCAGGACCGUCAUUCUCGAGCAGCAUUCUAUCGCGUGCACGCGAACUCGGGUCGCAAUUGGUCCUCGUUCCAUGGUCCGAGUCGGGAAACAUGUCAGACUAUCCAAGCCCUUUCGAUGAGAAGCCAGCCGAUCCACUCGCAAACAAGGAGUUUACGGCCUUCAUGGGCGAGCUCUUUAAACAGGCGAAUUCGACUUGCCAUGUGGCUGUUUUUAUUGAGCCAAGCAUUUUCCGCAGAUCCAACAUUCCGUCUCUUGAGACUCUUUCGGACAAGCAGCCCCGGCAGUCGAGCCGCAUGCUGACGGAAAGGAGCAUGACCGAACCUACCAAUCACGGUGCGCGACCAAAACCCGCAACCGGUAGAAGAUGUAGGCUUUUUUGUUUAUACACUGGCCAUGAUGAUGAUCUGUUCGCCGUACGGCUGGGACUGCAGCUCGCAAAGAAUCAAAAGGUGGACCUACGAGUCCUCGUUGCGCGGGCGUUUGAAGAUGACGAAGAGGAGGAUCUCAAAGACAUUGGCGGCUCGUCACUAGCCGACCAUGAUUUCCUCCUCCUUCGCAACUCUGUCGACGAGGCCAUCGCGAAAAGGGUCUCGUUCGACGAUCUCCCUCUCCCAAGUCUCGAAGCUGUCUCAACGGCUGUUGCGGACCCCAGUGCUGCUGAAACGAUCAUGAUCGUCGGCCGCCGCACCGGAGACCUAGCCGUCGAAGCUGCUCCAUCCCGCUCAGAGGAAAUAGCAGAAAGCUCGCGAUGUGAUGAGUCUCACGUGUUGGGGACGACGGCCAUGAACUUGAUGAAGGCUGCUAGGGACAAGGACCUUGGUGCUGGGUUCCUGGUUGUGCAGGCCUGUAGUCGUGGUGAAUGA
Messenger RNA from Fonsecaea nubica, 2685 nucleotides. RefSeq lists its product as hypothetical. Bases 1 to 2685 code for a protein of 894 amino acids. The record is from RefSeq and is a predicted model, not a curated record. Gene Ontology annotation, molecular function: antiporter activity. Gene Ontology annotation, cellular component: membrane. Gene Ontology annotation, biological process: proton transmembrane transport. The transcript has 2 exons. NCBI's taxonomy places the organism in Eukaryota, Fungi, Ascomycota, Eurotiomycetes, Chaetothyriales, Herpotrichiellaceae.